CCAGAUCACCGAGUUUUGCUGCCAGCUUUGGCCGUGAGGAUGACGGCGCGGUGAUGCCGAUCUGGUGUUGCCCCCUGCCUUGUGGAAGGUAGACUUUCCGCUGCCCGCCAUCAUGAGAGCGCCAAGGAGGAGGGCGCUAUCGCUGCCGGCGCUCUUCAUCCUCGUAUUCCACCUCCCGGCGGCGCCUGUCGUUGGCCAAUAUUCGGAAACGGACAAGCAGGAAGAGUGCGAGCGGCGCCAGCACCCGGUCCUCACGUUUCAAGAGCUCCAGCCGUGGCUGUCUAAUUUCACCUAUGCAGAUGCGCGAGACUUUUCUCGUCUGGCUCUGGAUGUCAACAGGAAUCAGCUGAUUGUGGGAUCCAGGAACUACCUCUUCAGACUCAGCCUGUUCAACGUCUCUCUCAUCCAGGCGACAGAGUGGAGUUCUGAUGAAGAUACGCGCCGGUCGUGCCAAAGCAAGGGGAAGACGGAGGAGGAGUGUCAGAACUUCGUGCGCGUGCUGAUCGUGAGCGGGAAGAGAGUGUUCACGUGCGGGACGAACGCCUUCUCCCCGGUGUGCACCAGCCGACAGGUUGGGAACCUGAGCCGAGUGAUCGAGAAGAUAAACGGGGUGGCCCGGUGUCCCUACGAUCCGCGCCACAACUCCACGGCGGUGAUCACGUCCCGGGGAGAGCUCUACGCUGCCACCGUCAUCGACUUCUCCGGCCGGGACCCCGCCAUCUACCGCAGCCUGGGCAGCGUCCCCCCGCUCCGCACCGCGCAGUACAACUCCAAAUGGCUGAAUGAACCCAACUUCGUGGCGGCCUACGACGUCGGUCUGUUCACGUACUUCUUCUUCCGGGAGAACGCCGUGGAGCACGACUGCGGCAAAACGGUUUAUUCCCGCGUGGCCCGCGUCUGCAAGAACGACUUCGGGGGCCGCUUCCUGCUGGAGGACACGUGGACCACGUUCAUGAAGGCGCGGCUGAACUGCUCCCGCUCCGGCGAGAUCCCCUUCUACUACAACGAGCUGCAGAGCACCUUCUUCCUCCCCGAGCAGGACCUGAUCUACGGCGUCUUCACCACCAACAUAAACAGCAUCGCGGCGUCCGCCGUCUGCGCCUUCAACCUCAGCGCCAUCACUCAGGCCUUCAACGGCCCCUUCAAAUACCAAGAGAACCCCCGCUCCGCGUGGCUGCCCACCAUUAACCCCAUGCCCAACUUCCAGUGCGGGAUCCUGAAUGACGACAGCCCCAACGAGAACCUGACGGAGCGCAGCCUGCAGGACGCGCAGCGCUUGUUCCUGAUGAACGACGUGGUGCAGCCGGUGUCCGUGGAGCCCCUGGUCGCGCAGGACAGCGUGCGCUUCUCCAAGCUGGUGGUGGAUAUCGUGCAGGGGAAGGACACGCUCUACCACGUCAUGUACAUCGGGACAGAACGCGGGACGAUCCUGAAGGCGCUGUCCACGGCCAACCGCAGCCUGCGCAGCUGUUACCUGGAGGAGAUGCACAUUCUGCCCCAGGGGCAACAGGAGCCGAUCCUCAGCCUGCAGAUCCUCCACAGCGACCGAUCCCUGUUCGUGGGGUUAAACCGCGGGGUGCUGAAGGUGCCCCUGGAGAGGUGCUCCAUGUACAGAUCGGAGGGCACGUGUCUGGGGGCCAGAGACCCCUACUGCGGCUGGGACAGCAAGAAGAGGCGCUGCAGCACCCUGGAGGACAGCGUUAACAUGAGCCUCUGGGGGCAGAACAUCACCGAGUGUCCGGUCAGAAACUUAACCCUGAACGGGGGUUUGGGGGUCUGGUCCGCGUGGCAGCCGUGCCACCACUCCGAUGGAGACUCCACGUGUCUGUGCCGCUCCAGAGCUUGCAAUAGCCCUGCGCCGCAAUGCGGGGGCCGGGACUGUGAAGGGCCACGAAUAGAGAUCGCCAACUGCUCACGGAAUGGAGGGUGGACGCCGUGGUCCUCGUGGGCGACGUGCAGCACGUCCUGCGGAAUCGGCUUCCAGGUGCGGCAGAGAAUGUGCAGCAAUCCGGCCCCGCGCUUCGGAGGGAGAGUGUGCGUGGGGCAGAGCCGGGAGGAGCGCUUCUGUAACGAGAACAGUCCGUGUCCGGUGCCCAUCUUCUGGUCCUCGUGGGGCUCGUGGAGUAAAUGCAGCGCUGAUUGCGGAGGAGGCACUCACUCGAGGCAGCGCUCCUGCGAGAACGGGAACAGCUGCCCCGGCUGCGGGCUGGAAUUCCGAAGCUGUAACUCCGAGCCGUGCCCCGAAGUGCGCAGGAACACCCCGUGGACCCCGUGGAUGCCGGUUAACGUCACGCAGAGCGGCGCCCGCCAGGAGCAGCGCUUCCGGUUCACCUGCCGCGCUCAGCUCUCCGACCCCCACGAGCUGCAGUUUGGGAGGAAGAAGACGGAGACUCGGUUCUGUCCCAACGACGGCUCGGCUGCCUGCGAGACCGACUCCCUCGUGGACGACAUGAUGCGCGGUGGCGGCGGUGGCGGUAAGACCCCCUCUCGCAUCGUCGGCGGGGGAUGGAGUCAGUGGGGAUCCUGGUCUUCUUGCUCUCGGGACUGCGAGCUGGGUUUCCGAUCUAGAAAACGGACGUGCAGUAGUCCAGAACCUCGGAACGGGGGGCCGCCGUGUCUGGGAUCUGCCACGGAAUUCCAGGAUUGUAACCCCCAGCCGUGUCCAGUGAAGGGAUCCUGGUCCUGCUGGUCUUCGUGGACACAAUGCUCGGCCACGUGCGGAGGCGGCCAUUACCAGCGGACCCGAACCUGCACCGACCCGCCGCCAUCCGCCGGGGGGGACAUCUGCAUCGGCCUCCACACGGAGGAAGCGCUCUGCAACACCUACUCCUGCGAAGGGGGCUGGGCAGAGUGGGCCGAGUGGAGUAUGUGUCACGAAGACGGAACGCAGUUUCGGAGCCGUUACUGCGAGAGCCACGUUCCGGGAGCCACGCAGUGCGUCGGGAACAGCACCGAGUACAGAGACUGCAUCUACAACGAAAUCCCAGUGAUCCUUCCAGCUUCCAGCAUCAACGAGAACCCGGAAUGUGGAGGUUUCAGUCUCAUCCACCUCAUCGCCACCGGGGUCUCCUGCUUCUUCGGCUCCAGCCUCCUAACGUUCGUCAUUUACGUUUACUGCCAGCGGUGCCAGAGACAGUCGCAGGAAUCGACCGUCGUCCACCCGGCGACCCCCAACCACCUCCACUACAAGGGCAACGCUACCCCCAAGAACGAGAAGUACACCCCCAUGGAGUUCAAGACCCUCAAUAAAAAUAAUUUGCUUCCCGACGACCGGAGCGGCUUCUACCCGCUGCAGCAAACCAACGUCUACACGACCACCUACUACCCGAGCGGCCUCGGCAAAUACGACUUCCGCCCCGAUUCCUCCCCGGGCAGAACUUUCACCAACAGCUGAGACCGGGACGCGCGGAACGUCCCCGCGGAGACCCCCCUCCCCCGCUCACGUUCCGUGUACACCCGCUCCGGACCGCUGACUCCUCUCCGCGAACUUUGAGGAGCAAAAC
Messenger RNA from Spea bombifrons (plains spadefoot toad), 3503 nucleotides. RefSeq names its product semaphorin 5B (gene SEMA5B). The coding region runs from base 113 to 3394 and encodes 1093 amino acids. The record is from RefSeq and is a predicted model, not a curated record. Lineage: Eukaryota; Metazoa; Chordata; Amphibia; Anura; Pelobatidae. Gene Ontology annotation, biological process: positive regulation of cell migration; axon guidance; axon extension. Gene Ontology annotation, molecular function: semaphorin receptor binding; chemorepellent activity. The transcript is spliced from 22 exons.